UAAACUUUAGAAAAUGUGUAAACACAUCCUGAACGCUCAAGUGGCCAUCCGCUCUCCCUGCUGCAAAAAAUGGUUCGACUGCGCCGAAUGCCACCAAGAACAAGAAUCGCACUCGCUCACCAAAACCACUGAAAUGGUCUUCGCCUGCAAGAAAUGCAAGAAAUGUUUCCGGAAAGACGCGACGGAGUUUGAUGAGAGUGACGAGUACUGCCCGCACUGCGAUAACCAUUUCGUGAUUGACGCUGUGACGCCGACUCCCACGUUGCAGGUCGAGGGUGAGGAUGCGAGAAUUGAUGCCAGAAUGCUCAAAGACGACCGUGUUCGCGGACACCAGGAACGCUCCAUCUUCAACUUCAAGGAUAUUUCCGAUCGCUUGGGUUAGACGCCAGGCCCUGAAACGAGGGGUCGAUGAACGAGAUUUACGAAAUUAUGCAUACACACUACUACUACACUUUACCUAAAUAAUCCCUGUAUAUCACCUGG
Aspergillus neoniger CBS 115656 is the source of this 483-nucleotide messenger RNA. Its product is annotated as CHY zinc finger protein. The record is from RefSeq and is a predicted model, not a curated record. Gene Ontology annotation, biological process: protein import into mitochondrial intermembrane space. The transcript is spliced from 6 exons. Gene Ontology annotation, molecular function: zinc ion binding. Lineage: Eukaryota; Fungi; Ascomycota; Eurotiomycetes; Eurotiales; Aspergillaceae. Gene Ontology annotation, cellular component: mitochondrial intermembrane space. The coding region runs from base 14 to 382 and encodes 122 amino acids.